AUGCCUCUUCAACCUUCACAACCAUUACCUCUUCACCGGGGCUGCAAAGCUUACUUUCUGAAUAAUCAUCCGGCACUAUACACCAAGCUACGCACCUUUAGCACGAGUCAUGUUCACCCUUCAUUCUCUUCCCAUCCCGUUUCAGCAAUAUAUCCCUGGCCUCUCGACGCCAUCCUCCUCCCCAAGCGUAAGCUCAAUGAAACUCCUCUAGACAAAAUCUACGUAAUGUACCACUACCUAAUCCGCGGCGACUACGAAGUCCUCCGCAACGAAGUGCAAGACUUCUUCGACCACACAAACUGGCACGUCCACUCCAUCCCUGACCCGCGCGACCACGAUCCAGAGCGCUACGCCAUACUCGCGGCCAUCACACAAUACCUUGCGCACGGUAUAAAUCGUCGUAUCAAGAUCAGCCAUGGGUGUCGGAAGGAGCCCUUGGGGCCAUGGAAGAUGGCUGCGUACGAUGCAUGCUACAAUGGUAGGGGUGGUCUACCAAUUUUCGAGAAGUUGGAGAAGGAGCCCAAGUGGGCGGGAAGGGUUAAGAGGGUUAAUAGUGGGUUGGAUAUUUGUUAG
Messenger RNA from Alternaria rosae, 573 nucleotides. RefSeq lists its product as uncharacterized. Bases 1 to 573 code for a protein of 190 amino acids. Lineage: Eukaryota; Fungi; Ascomycota; Dothideomycetes; Pleosporales; Pleosporaceae. The record is from RefSeq and is a predicted model, not a curated record. The transcript is spliced from 2 exons.